UAAUAUACUGAACGAUGCAUUUUGAAUGCUACUUUUCUUGAAGUUUCUAUCCAUUGUAAAAAAUUUGAUAACACGAAAAUUUCAAAAUAUAACCUAUACACUUUAUCACAAUUAAAUUCCAAUGAAGUGGAAAAAUUAAAACUGUUCUUGUGUAAGAUAUUUUAUUUCCAUACUAGUUUGACGAAGAUUGUAUUUAAAAGAUAAAUUUUACACUAAUUACUGUUAAAUUCACGCUCACACACAAUUUCUACACACGAACAUUUGAACACACAACACAAAUCACAAAAAUCUCAAAUCACACCAACCAAGAACCAAAAGCGUAUUUUGCUUUCUCAGCUGAUUGAACAUCUGAUUAGUCUUUCUGUCGUCUGCAACUUUACAUUACUAACCUAAAAAUGGUCUGUCGCUACAGUAUUGCAACGAUUUUGAUUUACUAAACACGUGCUUGAAAUAUUAUCACCCAAAUAAUAUAACCAUUUAUACAAUUAAAUUUCAUUAUUUGAUAGCAUAAUGUUCAGGAUAAUUCAUUCAAGUUAUGUUGCUAUCAAGCUAUAAAAUGUCAUUUCUAAAAAAAAGGUUUUGUAAACCGAUUCAGAACUACUCUGCAACAGAAUAAAAGUUUGUUUUUCUUUUGUCUAGUGUAUAGUUUGUUUAAUGUUCAUUAAAAAUAUUCAUUGUCAAGAUUAUGAAAGUUCAGAUUUUAGAAAUUCUAGGUAAACAUCAUUUUAGUUAUGAUGGACGCAGAUGACAAAAUUGACAUUUCGAAACACACCGACUCAAAGAUCUUGUCUACUUCGCUACUGGCAGGAGCUGCGGCCGGUCUUGUAGUAGAUGUCACACUUUUUCCAUUAGAUACAGUAAAAACCAGAUUGCAAAGCCAGUUUGGAUUUUGGAAAUCUGGAGGUUUCAAGGGAAUCUACAAAGGCCUUGGGCCUGUUGUGGUUGGAUCAGCUCCUAGCGCUGGAGCUUUUUUCGUGUCUUACAACUUGAUAAAAGACACAUUGUACCCUGUUAUACCACAAGUAUUGGCUCCUGCCUCCCAUGUUGUCUGUGCAUCCAUCAGUGAAGUGGUAGCAUGUACGAUCAAAGUACCGAUGGAGAUCGUGAAACAAAGGCGUCAAGCAAUUGAAGAUGCUGGUCAUCCCAUCAAAAUACUGAGAAAAGCGAUCAAACGAGAAGGCCUGCGAGGUCUCUAUAGAGGAUUCGGCAGCACGGUGGUUAGAGAUGUACCCUUCUCUGCCAUACAAUUCCCGGUUUGGGAGGCGCUCAAAACACAGCUGAGGAUAUCGAAAGGCUCUGAGAUUUCGUCUGCUGAAGUGGCUCUGUGUGGAGCUUUGGCUGGAGGGAUAGCUGGUGCUGCUACCACGCCAUUGGAUGUCGCCAAGACUAGAAUAAUGCUAGCAGACAGUUAUUCGAAAAAAGAGUCAUUGACCAUUACUGGAGUGAUCAAGGAAUUAUACAAAACUUCAGGAUUUAGAGGAUUAUUCGCUGGAUUCACGCCUCGAACAGUUUUGAUAUUUUUAGGCGGAGGCAUUUUUUUCGGUGUUUAUGAAAAAACAGCGCGGUUAAUUGACAGUAUCAAGUUGGAGUGACAUUCCAUGAACAAUGCGUAGUAUUUCAAAGUCACAAAUGUUGGUAGUUUCUAGUCAUUACCAAGUUAAUGGUUUGUUUUGCACAGUUGAGAGACUAUUUUGUAGCUAAGCAAUUUGAUUGCUUGUUUUGUAACAAAGUUUUGUUAUUAAAGAUUAAAAUGUUGUAUUUUGUA
Nilaparvata lugens (brown planthopper) is the source of this 1765-nucleotide messenger RNA. RefSeq names its product S-adenosylmethionine mitochondrial carrier protein. Gene Ontology annotation, cellular component: mitochondrial inner membrane. The record is from RefSeq and is a predicted model, not a curated record. Gene Ontology annotation, molecular function: S-adenosyl-L-methionine transmembrane transporter activity. NCBI's taxonomy places the organism in Eukaryota, Metazoa, Arthropoda, Insecta, Hemiptera, Delphacidae. Gene Ontology annotation, biological process: transmembrane transport. The coding region runs from base 732 to 1592 and encodes 286 amino acids. The transcript has 6 exons.